AUGACAACAAUCACUGUCCCUACAUUCGCGGUCAAUCUAAACCAUACGGAAUACUCUGCUUCAUCUGUUCGCCAAACAAAACAAAUCGAGACCUCACAAGAAUUUACGCUCAUCAUGACAUCCCUACUCGACCUGCCCACCGAAAUCCGACUUCAGAUAUGGUCAUACGUUGUCCAGCCGACCAUCAUUUACCCUUGUAGGUGUGGCAGAAGGUGCACGACGACGCAGAACCUGCCUUCUCGCGAUGACAGCUGCUGCAGACCGCCGAUGACAUAUGAGCUUUGCGACAACCGCAUCUUGCGUGUCAAUCAUCUGAUCUUCGCCGAAGCUCAACCGCUCGUUGACAAGGCCGGGAAAGAUCGCGUCUUUGUGCUCUGCGACAACUUGAGCAUCGACAAAUUCUUCCAAGGUCUUGACCGAAGAGAUUGGAAAUGGGUCAAACACGUCACGGCCGAACUGUUCAUUGGCUGGGGAAAAGACUGUAAAGACGACUGGUUCUUGACCCAAAGUCACAGAUGGGCAAAACGAUAUGUCGCCGGAUCACUCAGCAAAUAUUGCCAGGGGAGGGAAGUGAGUGUCCAGCCAGCCGAAGAGAUCAAGGAAGACUCCAAUGGAAGACGGACGUUGAAGGUGGAUGUUUACCUCUCAUGA
This is a messenger RNA of Exophiala spinifera, 651 nucleotides long. RefSeq lists its product as uncharacterized. The record is from RefSeq and is a predicted model, not a curated record. The transcript has a single exon. The coding region runs from base 1 to 651 and encodes 216 amino acids. Lineage: Eukaryota; Fungi; Ascomycota; Eurotiomycetes; Chaetothyriales; Herpotrichiellaceae.